Molecule: messenger RNA, 2522 nt
Organism: Lolium perenne
Lineage: Eukaryota; Viridiplantae; Streptophyta; Magnoliopsida; Poales; Poaceae
Product: sulfate transporter 3.1
Biological process (GO): transmembrane transport
Cellular component (GO): membrane
Source: RefSeq, a predicted model, not a curated record
UACUCGGAAUCUGUCGUCUGGUAUCCAUCCAUAUCGUAACACGACCUUGAGUAUUCGCAGUCUAUAUAUAUAUAUAGUUAUCCGCAGCACAUACAUGCUUUCCUUUUUCACAUCGACAUAUCGAGAGCAGCAUCGCGCGAUCCCUUACAAAAUCUCGCAAGGAACCCAGUGAAAUCAACAACGACCACGACGACGAUUCGCCGGGGAACCGCCUUCCGCGGCUGCGGAGCGGUAGGUGCAUCGAUCGCCCACCGGCGGUCGGCGUUCGUGGAGCUCAUAUCAGCUCCUCCUCCUUGCAGCAGGUUCGCUAGCCAGCGCCAACGAGAAUCAUGGUGGGGAUGCAGGUCGUCGACGUGCCGAAGCUGGCGGCGCCGGCGCCGGCGCGCGUGCCGGUGCCCGCUUCGAAGCCGUUCCUCCAGACCCUCGGCGCCAACCUGAAGGAGACCUUCUUCCCCGACGACCCGUUCCGCGCCGUGGCUCGCCAGGAAGGCCGCUGCCGGCGCGCCGCGGCCGCGCUCCGGUACGUGUUCCCCUGCCUGGAGUGGCUUCCGUCCUACACUCUCGGCGCGCUCCGUUCCGACCUCAUCGCCGGCGUCACCGUCGCCAGCCUCGCCGUCCCCCAGGGCAUCAGCUACGCCAAGCUCGCCGACCUCCCGCCCAUCAUGGGACUAUACUCUAGUUUCGUGCCAGCGCUGGUGUACGCGGUGAUGGGGAGCUCCAAGGACCUGGCGGUGGGCACAACGGCGGUGGGGUCCCUGCUGUUCGCGGCGAUGCUGGGUAAGGAGGCGUCGCCGGCGGACAACCCGGAGCUGUACAUGCACCUUGCAUUCACGGCCACCUUCUUCGCCGGCGUGUUCCAGGCCGGACUGGGCAUCCUCAGGCUGGGAUUCGUGGUGGACUUCCUGUCGCACGCCGCCAUCGUCGGCUUCAUGGGCGGCGCCGCCACGGUGGUGUGCCUGCAGCAGCUCAAGGGCCUCCUCGGCCUCCAGCACUUCACCACCUCCACCGACGUCGUCGACGUCAUGCGAGCCGUCUUCUCGCAGACCCACAUGUGGCGAUGGCAGAGCGUGCUUCUCGGGUUCUCCUUUAUCGUCUUCCUCCUCGUGACUCGCUUCUUCAGCAAGAGGCGGCCCAAGUUCUUCUGGGUGUCGGCGGCGGCGCCGCUGGUAUCUGUCAUCGUUGGAAGCGUUCUGGUGUAUCUCAUCCAUGGGGAAAACCAUGGCAUCCAAGUGAUUGGCAACCUCGCCAAGGGCAUAAACCCGGCGUCGGCCAAGAACCUGAUCCUGUCGCCGCCGCACAUGAUGGUCGCACUCAAGACUGGCAUCAUCACCAGCCUCAUCGGGCUCGCGGAAGGGAUCGCCGUGGGGCGGAGCUUCGCCAUGGCCAAGAACUACCACGUAGAUGGCAACAAGGAGAUGAUCUCCUUCGGCCUGAUGAACAUCAUCGGGUCCUGCACCUCCUGCUACCUGACCGCCGGCCCCUUCUCGCGCUCCGCCGUGAACGUCAACGCCGGCUGCAAGACGGCCAUGUCCAACGCCGUCAUGGCGGUGGCCGUGGCCAUCACGCUCCUCUUCCUGACGCCGCUCUUCCACUACACCCCGCUGGUAGUGCUCUCGGCCAUCAUCGUGUCGGCCAUGCUGGGCGUCAUCGACUUCCCGGCAGCCGCGCGGCUCUGGAAGGUGGACAAGCUCGACUUCUGCGUCUGCCUCGGCGCCUACCUCGGCGUCGUCUUGGGCGACAUCGAGAUCGGUCUCUCCAUCGCAGUUGGGAUAUCGGUUCUCCGCAUCCUGCUCUUCGUGGCGCGGCCGAGGACCACGGUGCUCGGGAACAUGCCCAACUCGACCAUCUACAGAAGGAUGGACCAGUACACCAUGGCAGAGACCGUGCCUGGGGUGCUCGUGCUGCACGUCGACUCGCCUAUCUACUUUGCCAAUGCCAGCUACCUGCGAGAGAGGAUCUCGCGGUGGAUCGACGAGGAGGAGCACCGAAUCAAGGAUGCAGGUGAGGAGAGCCUGCAGUGCAUCGUCCUGGACAUGGGUGCCGUUGCCAGCAUCGACACGAGCGGGACGAAGCUGAUUGAGGAUCUCAAGAAGAGCCUAGACAGGAAGAGCAUGCAGAUUGCGCUGGCGAACCCGGGGAGCGAAGUCAUGAAGAAACUGGACAAGUCCAAGGUGCACGGGCUCAUCGGCGACGAGUGGAUCUUCCAGACGGUGGCCGAGGCGUGCGACAACGCGCUGCUCAACUGCAAGAUAGCAAGGAGUGUCUGAAACUCUUUUCAUAUGAAUGGAAUCUAGUCACAGGCCAUUAUAUUGGAGUACUAUGUAAAACAUCUCUACCAAAUUACUGCAUCACACGACCAUCGGCAGCGCGCGCAGAUGUUUUGUGUGGGCACAUCCACGUUUAGCGUUGUGCGUAGAUGUUUUGCAUGGAUACAACCAAGUUUAGCCUCGUCCAUCAGUUUUGUUUACACAAGUUUUAGCUGCUAGCUAUACCCUAUAUAAAAGCCUAAUCAGCUCACCGCA